Anopheles moucheti is the source of this 9782-nucleotide messenger RNA. RefSeq lists its product as uncharacterized. Bases 1 to 7299 code for a protein of 2432 amino acids. Lineage: Eukaryota; Metazoa; Arthropoda; Insecta; Diptera; Culicidae. Gene Ontology annotation, molecular function: protein binding; guanyl-nucleotide exchange factor activity. The record is from RefSeq and is a predicted model, not a curated record. Gene Ontology annotation, biological process: signal transduction. Gene Ontology annotation, cellular component: plasma membrane; nucleus. The transcript has 20 exons.
AUGUUAAAGUGGACGGUUACAAAGCGUUCGGAAGCCAACGCAAAAAAUGUGCUCCCACGGGAUAAAUUGUUAUUGCAGCAGCGCCAACACGCGAGACGUUCUUUGGGAGCGUUAAGUGAGCGCUUAGUCAGCGUCACCGCAGACGGUGCUGGGAACGGUGGAUCCAGAAGCAGGAAAGGUCGUCGAUCACUGGGAGGACCUAUCCGUGAAGUUUGCCCGAACUAUGAUAAGGAAAAUCAAUGCAUUACCUCGACGCCGCAUCCUACGAUUGGACGGAGCGUUGGUUCACCGUACUCUAUGGCGUUGCGUGAUGUUAGUAACAUUACUCCGAACACUACGCCAUGCCGCCUGUCAAACAGUACGCCGCAGAGUCGCAAACGAACAUUAGCCGUUUCGCCCUUGUCGUCAGGCCUGAAGCGAAAAGAGCACGUGGACAGUGUGCGUGAACCUUACGCCACAACACUGCCCACGUUCGACAUUGAGUAUUCUCCUUGUGGCGUGAAGGAUGUGCCGUUCUUAGCGCUUCGUGGGCUGGGAUUGACUGAAUUCGACAAACCGGGUCGUUACUUCCCAGCGGAUGAACAGGAGCCCUCUGCCAAACGGAUGAAAACGUUCACGAAACCACUGCCACUCGUUGAGGAUUGCCAACGUUGUCAACCUACCGAGGACAAGUUGAACCCCUGUUUGACUCCGUUGUCGUCGCGCCUGUCCGAAUUACGCUUUAAUAAAAUCAACUUCAAGCGACCCCUUGCCGUGGGCAAAGCGAUCAACAGUAUGCCGCAGCCAGCACCGCCACCACCACCACCAUCAUCCAUAGAAAACAUGGAAGAUUCCGAGCUGUCGCUCAACUCAUCCGAAAUGGGCGAUCUAACGCUCGACAAGAUGAUCGAUGCCAUACUGGAGAGCGCCAAGAAGGACAGCAGAUGGGCAACGCCACGUCCAAAACGAUCGUUGAGUGUCAAAUCAAAGCAAUCGAAAGGAUCUUCACCCACCUACACGCCUGCAGAUGAUCCUGCGGCAGAUUUGUACCUCGGACUCCGGUGCCCUCCCCGGUUGUAUCGGCAGGAAGGAGAAACAACGAUAAUACUGGAAGAAACGGCGAGCCACAUCAACGAACGGGAGGUAAAAACUCCUGAUUCCACGCAGGAUCAGCAUUGCACGGCUGCCAAACACACGGCGAAGAUUGAUUAUGUGCGUCAAUCACUAAGCAAAUGCGUUGCCGCUAGCCCGCUCGAGGCUGCGUGUCACCUGCGCCGCCAGAAAGCGGUCCGAAGAAAGCACAAGCUUGAAACUGUCGGCAAUAGUGAAAAGCAGGGCACACAGCGGCACGAACUUACGCUCGAGGAUUGUCAGGCGGGCAGUCCCGAGACGCCGCACAUGCACUGCAAUCAGUCGAAACUCAGUCAACUAAAUGUGAUGCAAACUCCGGUACGCGAGGAUCACCUGCGAUUGGGCUCGGAAAAUCCGUCCCAACAAAUGUUGUCGGCCAACGCAACACCCGAUAUACGUUCCAUCGAUUUGCAGGGCACCUCGACACCCACCGGUGGAUCGAUCGAGAAGAGUCGAAAAUGUUUGACCUUCUCCCCGACGCCCAGCGAGGAUUCGAUCGAAAAGCGACGAUCCGUAGCGUCGUCGACGAAUUCGCGCUGCUCCAGAACGAGCACGUUCACCGGAUCGGCAAUCGGUGCUGGUGCGAUGCGCGGUACACUGGAGCUUAGCGUCUAUCUUGAGCAGGAUCGGCGAUUACACGUACACGUUAUCCGGUGUAAAGAUCUUCAACGAAGCACUUCCACUAGCAGUACGGGUGGUAACAACGCUAUUAAUGCGUACGUCAAGGUGGCACUGAUCAACUUCGGAGCGCCUCAAACGGAUUUAGGCUUUCAACGGACCACUGUGCACCGGAACUCAAGUAAUCCCUGCUACGACCAACGCUUCCAUUUCGAAAUUCACCCAAACGACGAGCGCCGCGUACAGCUGGCCGUGUGGCAUCGAGAUCGGGAAUACAAGCGUAGUGAGUUUCUAGGAUGUAUGUCAUUCCCAAUAAAACAUGUUACUGCAUCGGGCAUUAAUGGAACAUACCGUCUGCAGCCACAAUCCUGUCUGACGAAUCCUACUGUACCCAUACUAGAAACAAUGUGUGAAAAUUCACAAUCGAGCAUGGAGGAACUAAUGAACGCUGAAGACAGCAGUAGCGCAAAGGCAACUAGCACGGUUACCUCGACAACCGCGUCUCUGGCUGCCGGAGCAACUGGUGGUAUCAUCGGCAAUGCUGGCGGAGAACAAAUUAGCCUCAGCAAGAAGGCCAUCCACCAGCGCGAUGCAGAUGAGAAUCUGUUUCUGCGCUUCCUGGAACUUGAUCCGUCUCCCGAAGCAUCACAGACGAUCGGCACCGGCGGCGGAGGGAGUCAGACAACACCGGCCACUCCUCGCCGUAGCUCGGUCAGUGCCGUUAGUGGUCCGCUCAAACCAACGACAGGAGGAACAUCGUCCGGUCGGACACCAUUUACCAUUACGAAGCGGUUGGCGCGAACGGGCGAUCGAGGUUUUGGAUUUUCCAUCGUAUGGACUCAUCCGCCCAGAGUGGAAAAGGUUGAAACGGGUUUGUCGGCGGAUCGAGCAGGCAUUUUACCCGGUGAUUACGUGGUGUUCGUCGAUAAGCACAACGUGGUUACGAUGCCCGAACAGGACGUGUUGAACCUGAUUCGAACACAAGGCAAUUCGCUGCUGCUAGAGAUCUUUCGCCGACCACAGUCGACCGGUGGACUACAGCUGCAAAAUCGAACCAAUGGUUUGCGCAACAUGUCCGCUGGACAAACGCUCAGCUCGAAUUUUGGUGGCAUCACGAACAGCACGGGAAACAUAACUACGCUCAACGUGUCUGCCGGUGGUGGUGUUCUAGCGCAACCGGAUGAAGGUGAACCAUUCGCGAGAACUUCUCCGUCUCCGUUCGGUGUGGCUCGAUCAUCCACCGCGUGUUCGAAUAUUUCGAUUGAAACCGCCAAGCGAAAACUUCAUCUACCACAGGUCACUUUUAGCAAAGAGUCAAUUGUUCAACAAUUUCCUGACGAUCAUCGCCGCAAGUUCCUCUAUCAGCUGAUUAGCCGUGAACAGCAUUUUAUUAACGCCAUCAAUUUUGGUAUUGAGCGAUUUGUCAAUCCACUACGCGAACGAAAAGACUUAAUCUCACCGAACGAUCACAAAAUCCUGUUUCAAAACAUUGACGAGCUAUCGCGAAUAUCUGAAGAUAUUCUGGAGCAAAUAAUUCAGGACGAAACCGAACCACAAAUCCAUUUUGCUUCCCGUGUUUAUUUAUCGAAAAGUACAGCACUUUGUGCGGCUUACAGGAAGUAUUGCAAUGGACUGAAGAAAGCAGAUUGCGUUUUGGUCAACAAGUCAAGAAAUUCGAACUGUGAUUUUAUGAAAUUCAUUACGGAGCCACCGGUACCAAGGAAACGUCCAGAUCUAACUACAUUCAUACAUCGACCGCUUCAGCAUUUUAGGGAAAUUUUAAAAUUAGUGCAAAUGAUAGCGUCCCAUUGUCGUGUAGAUAGUGAAGAACAUAAUAAUUUCAGCAGUAUCAUAAGCGAAUUACAGGCAACGUACCGUGAAAUAACCGUUGGUGGAGGGCUUAUGGAGCCGAUCGGCGAAGGGCGUCCACUUUUAACGUUACAGGAUUUAGAGGCACGCAUGGUGUUCACGAAAUGCAAACCAUUUCAGUUGGCAUCCCAUGGACGGCAGUGGAUUUUUGGUGGGGAUCUGUCACGAGUUGAGGGACGCUCUAUAAAACCUUACUGGACGCUGCUGUUUAGUGACAUCUUGCUGUUUGCGAAAGUAAGCCGAGACCGUGUGCUGUUUAUUACCGAGGAACCGAUAGCACUAUCCACAAUAACUGAUUCCUGUUUUAAUAUUCGCAAAAAAGGUACUGAAUUCCGAAUCACCAUAGAUCCCAACGGCAGACAGAUUGAAAGUCCCACGGUACAUUGUGCACCGGACUUAUCCCGGACACCGAAAAAAAAUUCCAAAAAACGGUACAUCGUACUUCGCGCUCCGUCGACAGAAUUGAAAGCAGUGUGGCAAAAUUUGCUAACAAGGCAAAUUUUUUUAGUAAAUGCAACUCUAGGAUCAACACCAUUAAGCAGCCCACUUGACUCACCGGAUAUUUUGCAAUCGUUUGUACCAAUAAGCGAUAUCGGAGCGACGGCUACAUCAGCAUCCUCGGUGAAGGUGCCAUCGUUGGAUGGUGUUCACCUAAAAAACCAACAGUCAAGGCUGAGCAGAGUUCCAAAGCAAGUCGAAGAGCUUAUCGAUGAAAAGUGUAGAAAGCUCAAUAAAACCGGUAUACCGCAGGGCAGUGCUCUACAUUUGGCGCAAUGGAUGAAAGGUCAGCUGAAUAAACAGAUCAUCGAAUCCGAUCCUAUAGAUUCCGAACCCGAGCAAUUGGUAGAAGAUUGGUCGGUAGAGCAAGUGAAUAAUCGGUCAAAAGAACUGAACCUGGUCGAUGCUGACGGAAGCCCUUACAGAUCCGCUUCCCAUUGCAAUGGCACUAGUAAUGGGAUUGUAGGCAAAAAUAAUGGACCCCCGAGCCAACCGCCAACUGACGACAAUUCAGCGUUUGAGGACGAUGAUGAUAAUAAGAGUGUUUCUAAGAGCACAACAUCCGACAGUCAAAUAACUGUGAGAUCAAGCCCAUUAAGCAACAAGUUGGACACGAUAUCCGUGUGUCGGCAGUGCCACAAGAACUGCAAAAGCCGCUUAAAUUCACCAAGCAGCAACUCACUGACGGUGCAGCACAGCCACAGUACUCCGUCAAAUCGUUGCUGCGUGUCCAACUCCACCACCGGUAGCAGCCUCAAUAAGAGCCCGAACUCAAUGUCAAGCGUAUCCUCGUCAAGCACAUUGACCAUGCGCGGAAGAGCCGCGGCCCAGGAAGCGGAUUGCGCAAGUCAAGGAUCGAUAGCGGAGGGUGCAAUCUGCCACCGGCAGGCAUCGCUUGUUCAUGUGAAGCAGGUAGGAGAGUCCGAACGACAUCUGCAACUGUCGACCAACGGCAACUAUAAAACAAUGUGCCAAACACCAUGCCAUUGCAAGUGUACACCAAAAGAUUUCGAAAAAAGCACUCUCAGUCCCGAUGAGUUGCUACACGAGCGGGUUAAAAUAUUGGAUAAUGUUUGCGAAGCCACCACCACCACCACCACAAAUAUAAUCAUUCAGCAUUCGAAGGAUACUAGCAAGAUGAAUGGUUAUCCGCGUUCGUUGCAGGAGCGUGUCGAUGAAGACACUGGCAACCGUGAUGAGCGCAAGUUGGAGUAUAAUAAUAACGAGAACGAUGAUACCGAGUGGUCCUUGAUGGGGUUGAUUGGAUUGGCUCAACUAAAUCCAGCUGCAUCGUUAGUUCAUAUGGAUCCGUUCGAAGCAUUGCCAACCAUCGCUGUAGUACCGCCGACGCCAGAUGCUUUAGGCAAUGUGACUUACGCACGGCAGGUUAUGCCGCCAUCGCCAUGGACAACGCUUGAAAGAAGUCAUCUUCAGCUAGCCCCGAGUAGCUUAAGUUCUGCACACGUGACCGAAGGAACGCUCAGCGACGAAUAUUCGCCCGAUAACUCACCAGAGGACGAAAUAGCCGAACCGCCGUAUAGAGCAUUGAAUCCUGGUUUGAAGCGUUACGGAACAAUAUCGAGUUUGGAGCGAGUUCCGUCGGAGGAUACGGAUGAUAACAAGACAUAUUCUUCAGAAGAAGAUUCGGAAAGUGACAUUAAGAUUGUUACCAAAGAAGUAUACGACAAUAAUACGCAGACAUUUCUGAACUGGACGACCAGGGCGGGCAACUUUAUCGAGGAGUCUCGCGCCUUCAUCGAUCGGUAUCUUGGACGUCGCGACAACAGUACUGAAGAGCCAGAAACGAAUGGUGAUGAUUGGGAGAAAACCCGCGUAGAAAAACGCCCCGGUGAACAGCAUGCGGCGAGCAGUGGCGGCGAUGAGGAGGAAACAGUCGAAGGUGAAACGUCGGCCACCUCUGGGGAGGAAGUUUGGGGUACUCCUACCAGUGGUGGUGAAAAUGACGAUAUGCAGAUAUUUGGAAGCAUUGAACAAACACAUUCGUCGCCAACCAAGUCGUCUUCGUCAUAUACAGGUGACGAUGACACUGAGCUGAUGAUGGACGAAUUGCUGAUGGCGCCUCCGAUGACGGCAAGUGCAGUUCGUGGACUUCUCCCUAGAAGAAAGCUUGAACCUCUGUUCGAAGAGGACAGUGAGAGCGCGGAAUCAGAUGAUGACAGUAAACCACUCAGCGGUCGCGAUCACCAGGGGCAAGCUUCGGAAAAAAAUCCUCCGGUUUAUGCGGAUUUAAACGAUUCCACCGGUACCGAUUCGGUAAGUACGACGCCGUCAUCGACCCCGCAGCCCGAGAGGAGCGAGACGAUCAAGACUACCACUCCAGACGAAAACUAUGGGAGUGUUGCUGACAGAUGUUAUGCAUCUGUGCAGCUCCCGAACACCGGGACACCCUGUGCAAGCGAUACCGCACGUUUCGCCGACAAGGCAAAUGCACCGAUCGGGCUCAGCCCAAGGCUCGAGAUGCGCUUGGCACUGAAUCACGACAUUCUCGGCGACGAAGAUCUGCUCACCUACAGUCCUGGGCCGGACCUGACGGCAAUUCUCGGGCGCGACCUCUCCACAUACCAUCGGAUGAAUGGGAAGGACAUUAUCAUGAAUCGUAUCGUGACGCGUGUGAGCAGCUACAUGAACAUUCAAGCGGCGGUGACAUCGACCCCGGCCAGCAAACCGACCACGGUGGAACCCCACAGCUCUGCGACCAACCAAGCUAUGAAAAACGGAAUGAGCUCAUCAUAUCAGCAAAACAAUUCAAAGAUGGAUACACCUAUACUGCACCGUCGAAAACCUACCGCCCCAGUUACCUGGAGCAGUUUUGGGUUUGCGGAUCGAGAAGAAAGGACUCUGUCGGACCUGGAACGUUUGGCGAGGCGGGAGAAAGUUUACUGUAUGACCCAGCUCAAUCACAACGCUUCUCAGCUGAAAAGAGUAGCUAGCUUUAAUACAACCACGAAACACACCAGUAAGCUAUUCAACUUUUUGUAUCGACGCAACUCGGAAAAUCAACUGGCGGGACUCUUGACCUCGAAAGACAGUGCGGAAGAUAGUGCCACGUGCCAUUCCGAUCCGAGCCGUUUGAAUUCUCCCCGAAAGGAAACGGUGAAAUCACUCGAUCGAAGGUUUUGGAAGCAACUGAGCAAAAGACGACGCGCUAGUUUCCACGAGGAACUCACAACUGGCGCAUCUUAGGUUAACCGACCUUUAGCAUACGAUGCUCUUUUUGCACAAGUGUGUUCUCUUUUUUAACCUAGACUGUGUGUUACUAGACAGCGAUGCUAGUUUGAGCGUCCUUUUAUAACUCAUACUGUAAUGUUAAUAAUGGGGCACCACUAUUCGCAAAUCAUUCUCUCGCUAACCUUAUUGAUCUGUCGCUGCUGCAGCUCAACAGUUAUUGCAGCGAUUUCAACAGUUAUUAGGCUAGUAUCUGUGGAACUUAACACUUUUUUGUGUAGUCAUUUAUGAUACUAUGCGCAAGCCCACAACUCUGUUCAGAAUCUAAUAUGAUCGUGUACUGAUUUUAAGUAUAAUCGUGUUUUUGUGCAAAUAGAAAGACAAGUUUAUGUUCGUACAUUUUCUCUACAGUAGUUGAUAGCACAGAGAACUAACAACUAACAAACUAAAAGAGAACUAAAGAGAACUAGAAGAAAAAUACUGCAGCAUUUCAAGCAUCAAGAAUAUUCGAUACAACGGAAAUUUAAACCAAAAAUACAGGAACAAAAACUAAUCUCGCGUACUUUGGGUACCUUGUUAGUAUGGGGAAAAAAAGAACCAUUUUCUUUAUGAAACUUUACGAAAAGAUAACCAAUGAGUAAGAAACAAUGCUGCAUGUACUACAUAUGACAAGUGACAGAUGGCAUCACUGCUCCGAGAUAACGCAUUAAUGUUCCGAAUCCUGUAAAUAUGCACACUGUUUAAAAACAUUUCCACUCUACUUCAAUAACUAAUUCUUUGCGGUGAUGUAAGUCGUUACAAGAAAUAAUGCACAUAAUUUAAAUUCAGUUUCGGCGCAAGGGAAAGGAGAUUUAUUUGAGAUGUUUUGAUACAAAGGUACGGCUUGACAAUCCACGAUUGCGAGGUUUUAUCGAUUUACUGUUUUGGCGUAAUUUAGAGCAAUUGUUCGAUUACCUCUACAAAAAAAAAAUAUCACCGGAAAAGCCGGCUGAAAAAGCCAGCAAAGAACAUUUAUUUCUCGGUCUGCUAUCGUCAAUAUUACGUCCAGCUGAAUAUGUACCAUCCGCGCCAACGAGUAUACUAUACAAAAUGGCCUCCCGUCCGGAACCCUAGUAACUCUAUGUAAGUUGCUUCGUUAUGAAUGUGAGAUGAUGGAUAUCACUUCUUUUAAUACACCCAAAACGUUUAGAAAGGUCAGACACACUAAAAGCAACCAGACCAGGUAUUGCCAGAUAUCUUAGUGUUAAGUUCGCUAGUGAUAGUUAUUAAAUUUUAAAUAGAUUGUUUAUGUAUUUUAGCUAACAACUAUUUUCAGAAGUUUUCAGAACACUAAGAUGCUUACUAAAAUGAUCAGAAUUGUUUACGUUGCAUCUCUUGUGGAAUGCGGUUAUCCCAACUGAGUUGUAUGGAAGCAACGAUUUCGAAAUGAUCUGUUUACCAGCUCAUGUAUUCUUCUGUAAGAUGUAUUUUUGUACAAUUUACUACUCUUAAAAUGGUAAAAUGCAUCAAAAUUCAUCCUUCUAUUUUACGUCCUUGGACAAACGAACAUAUAUAAUAAUCCUGCAAACUGCAAAGGCUUCUUAUUAGAAACAGAAGAAAUGGAAUGGCUUAAGCUUUCAUUCUCAUUCGCACAAACUGGUUGUACGCACUGUGUACAGAUUAAAACAAAACAAACGUAAACAAAAACGCCAAAAAAGAAGCUUUACAAUGUACAUUUCACAAUUAUACGCCGAAAGCAAAUAAUAGAUCGAGUACGAAUGCAAUAGCUAAUAAAAGAAAACACACAAACACAAACACAAGCAUCACGGUAGUUAACUUUGAAAAGCAUGAUGGGUAAGCGAAAAACACUUUACGUGUAAAGAAAAUACUUCUUACCAGUAGAUACAUCUAAUUGAAUUUGUAAACCCUAAAAUAGAAAGAUCAAAAAGCCGUCUUUUUAAUAACAAUUCAUACAAUGCAUUCAAAAAUCGCUUCAAGUUCGGUACUCUUGCACACACAGAAGUUACCGGUGUCGAUGUCGAUGGAAUCUGCAAUAAAUAAAUGCAAUUUGUCAUUCUUCACGUAGCUAAUUCUAAAAGACAUUCAGAAUAGAUGGGGAUCGUGGCCUACUGAAAUUGAAAGUAAAAAGGGGUGGUAAAUGUAACGGUAAAUCAGUCAAUGCAAUUUUGUGAUAACUGUCACAAUAAACUAAAACAAGGAUACAGAAUCAAGCGAAAGGCGUGAAUAAAAACAACAUUUUGAGUUAAUAUACCACAAUGGCAAUUUGGUAGUUUGCAUAAGGUAAACCACAAUACCACAGAAACAAAAUUAAGGUAACAUUGAGCAACGGGUUGUACGACAAAAAACGAAUUAUGUGAAAAUACUAACAUAUUAACACAAGGAGCUACUAACAAAAAUCUGUCACCAUCGUAUUAGACGAAAAACCAAACAAAACAGUAUUUUGCCUUAAACUGCAAUUCGACAUGAAGUAUUAGACAUGAAAAACAUCUUCACGAAACAAA